Nanorana parkeri is the source of this 2064-nucleotide messenger RNA. RefSeq names its product von Willebrand factor A domain-containing protein 5A-like. The transcript has 16 exons. Lineage: Eukaryota; Metazoa; Chordata; Amphibia; Anura; Dicroglossidae. The record is from RefSeq and is a predicted model, not a curated record. Bases 133 to 2064 code for a protein of 643 amino acids.
GCAAUCUAUAAGAUCUGCUGCAGGAUCCUCUCAUCUUCUAGUUCCUGUGCAGACAACCCAGAGAGCCAUCCAUCACCUGCAGGGGCCCCUCCUGACCACCACCACCCCGCUGCAAACCAGAUCUCUGGAGACAUGGACUGCUCAGAAUGCUGCGGACUCCUAACAAAGGAGAAGCUGCCAAUCCCCCUUCAGGGCAUAUCGGUUGACAUCCAAGUGAACGGCUUUGUGGCGGAUGUAUCGGCCACUCUCAAGUAUAAGAACAAGGAGGAGAAUGCGAUGGAAGCCAUCUUUGUCUUCCCCAUGGAUGAAGACUCCGCCGUCUACAGCUUUGAGGCCACAACAGAGGGGAAGAAAAUUAUAGCCGACCUGCAGGAGAAGAAGCAGGCUCAAAAGACCUAUGAUGAGGCCAUUAGCCAGGGUCAACAAGCCUUCCUUCUGCAAGAGGAUGAGAGCUCCGGGGACAUCUUCAGCUGCAGCGUUGGGAAUCUCCCUCCCGGUCAGGAGGCUGAGGUCACCCUGAAAUACGUAGCGGAGCUGUCGGUGGAGGCGGAUGGAGCUGUGCGCUUUGUUUUACCUGCUGUCCUCAAUCCCAGAUACACCCCUAAAGAUGAGAAGGAGAGCAUUACAGCCAAUCUACCCAAGGUUCCGAUAAGUGAGAUCCCAUACACGCUGAGCCUUGCGGCCCAAUUCCAAUCUGCUUAUGGCAUUAACAAGAUUGAGAGUUCAUGUGACCUCACCCCAAUCCAGUACACCAACAAUGACAAGACUGAGGCCAAGGUUGCGCUGGCCGAGGGUCAUAAAUUUGACCGCGACGUGGAACUUCUUGCCUACUACAAUGAAGUCAACAAGCCCAGCGUCACUCUGGAAUCGGGUCUUCCAGAUGCUGGAGAAGGUUAUUUUAUGGCCUAUCCUGUCGCCAUGUUGAAUUUCUACCCCAGCUUUCCAGAAAGCCAGGAACAGUCAAAGUGCGGAGAGUUCAUAUUUGUUGUGGACCGGUCCGGCAGCAUGGAUUGUGCGAUGAACUCUGAACCGAAUGCCCCAAUGCGCAUUCAGAGUGCUAAGGAGACACUGGUACUUCUAUUGAAGAGUUUACCCCUCGGAUGCUACUUCAAUAUCUAUGGCUUUGGUUCCCACUUUGAGGCUUUCUUUCCGGAAAGCAUGGAGUACACACAGGAAACUCUGGAGGCCGCUGUUGAGAAGGUGAACCAGAUGUCGGCAGACAUGGGAGGAACUGAGAUCCUGCAGCCACUACAGAAAAUCAAUAAAACGGCAGGAAGACCAAAACACCCACGACAAGUCUUCAUUUUCACGGAUGGAGAAGUGGGGAACACGCAGGAGGUGAUAGCGGAGGUCCAUCGAAACUCGCACAAUCACCGGUGUUUCACUUUUGGGAUCGGUGAAGGAGCUUCCACAGCUCUCAUUAAAGGCCUGGCCCGGGCAGGAAAUGGCAGUUAUGACUUCAUCACGGGAAAGGAUCGUCUGCAGCCAAAAGUUUUGAAAGCUUUGAAAUGCGCCUUACAGCCCACAGUAAAGGAAAUUUCCUUAAACUGGACCCUUCCUCCCGAUGUGGAGCAGAAUGUUGUAUCUCAGAUGCCGAAUGCCAUCUUCCAGGGUCAGAAGUCAAUCAUCUAUGUCCAGUUCAAAGGAAAGCUGGAGCAGAAGGAAGUCCGGGUCUCUCUACAGUACAACUUUAGAGAUGAAGUAUUCACCAAUGAACUGCAGUUUCUCCUGAAGAUGGACAAUGUAGAGAGGCCGACCAUCCACAGACUGGCAGCCAAAAAUCUAAUUUCUUUCCUGGAAUCUGAAGAGGAGUCUGAAGAGGUGAAGAAGAGGAUCCUGGAAACCAGCCUGCAGUCUGGUGUUGUCUCCUCUCUCACAGCCUAUGUAGCCAUCAACAAGGACACAAAGACACGUGUAGAGGGUCCUUCUGUGCAAAGGUUCAGCCCUCCAGUUGCCAUGGCCUGUUGUUAUAUGCCUCAAUCGAUAUCCAUUUGUUACGACUCUGCCCCAGUGGUGUUGGCUGACAUGGCGCCUGUUGCAAUCCUUGAGUCUGCAGAUCACUGA